AUGGCGUGCGGCGCGUGCUACUACCUGGUCAUCAGCUCCACGCACCUGAACAAUGGACACUUCCGGAGAGUCAAAGGAGUCUUCAGGGGACCUCUGCGCGCGCCUGCCAGCACUGACUCACCGGAGCGUGUGGAGAGAGCCCUGGGUUGCUCAGUGGAGGAUCUGAAAGCUCUUUUCUACUGUGAGCUGUGCGACAAGCAGUACCUGAGACACCAAGAGUUUGACAACCACAUCAACUCCUACGACCAUGCGCACAAGCAGAGACUGAAGGAGCUGAAGCACAGAGAGUUCGCUCGAAAUGUGGCGUCCAAAUCGUGGAAGGACCAACGCAAACAGGAGCGAGCUCUGAGGAGGCUGCACCAACUCGCCCAACUGCAGCUACAGACGGGGAGGGUUACGAGACGGAGCCAUGGACUGAUAAGCUGUGAUCAACGCAGCCACAACCAGGACGACAAACCUGAAGAUCGCACUCACACCCCAAACACUCUUUCUGCCCCGAUAACAACAACAACUGCCCCACUGAGCUCCAGAACUGAAGACAUCCGUCCCCCUAGUCCACUUUCUCAGCAGUCUCCUACGGUCUUAGCAGCACAAUCCCCCCAAAUCCACAGCUCUGAGCUCUGCACUGACCCUUUCUCACCGCUGCCUCUACCUCCAGGGAGGAGGCGGGUCGGAGGCCGGCUCGGGGUGUCUUUCUGCUUCUCUCGGAGGGGUCCCAAACUGGAACCUUGUGCCUCUGUGUUUUCUGACCUGGAGGAAGACGAAAUGUACAAGAAAAAGGAGCAGAUGCGAGAGAGGAUACGACGCAUCUUGAGAGACAUAGACAGAGAAAUUGGGACAGAGGAAGAGCAGAAUUCAGACAGUGUCGGACUGCGCAGCAUGGAGCCGAUCCCCAGAGAGCCCGCCUCGGAAGACACUGAAAUUGAAAAAAGAGAUUUGGGGAAGGAACACUCUAUUUCCACGGAAGCACAAGAUAAUCAGAGCAAUGAUUCACUGUUCUUGUCGGCAUGUGGCACGGGGCUGGAGGAGGCGUAUACCGGACCGCAAGAUACGACAAAAAACAAAUCAGAGGGAGAUGAGAGUCGGACUAUUUGUGUUUUGGGAAAAGAUGGGACCACCCAGCUGCAAUGGCCGACAAGUUCAUUAAAGUUUACAAAGUUUGAGCCGCGUAUCUCGUACAGCAGCAAACUACAUGAUCAUGAGCAACUCCAGGAGAGAAUAGAGGAUCCAAAUCACUUCUUGUAUAUGUCAGGUGUUUCUGUUCCAAACCAAACACAGUUGGUGCAGGGGCAAACUGAAGAGGCAUUGAAAACUCAGCACAUUGAAGGCAAGACACAAGAGCACCUGCUUCUCGAAGACAAAAUCCCUACAUCAACUGGAGAAUGGCUAGAGAAACAAAACACUGAAAAUUGCAUUGUGCCAACUUCCCAUUCAUGUGGCUAUAAGAUUGACGCCUUUGACUGCAACACCCAGAAUCGUCAGGUGGGCAGAUUAGAGGUUGCGACGGCGAAAGCUAUCACAUCACUGAGUUGUAAAGUAGAUGGUGUCACCCAAAAGACGUACACGAGCCCAACCAGGUGCGCUAGCAAUAGUGAGACAAUAUGCAGCAGUGCAAGGCAGACGAAUGUAGGCGUAGCAAAAGUGUCAAGGAAAAAGAGGACAUGCGCAAUUAGGAAACACAGGACAGGAAAGCAGAGACGAAGAAGAAGGGAAAAGAGGCAAAAGAUUUCGAACAAGCGGCAAAUGUGCAAAGUGAAGAGUGUGGUGGUGUCAUCGUGUAGAGAGGGAAGAGAGGGAGAGUGGGGGGAGAGGCAGACAGCAGGGGGGGAGCGAGGGGGGAGCAGAUGUCCCCGGGGGAGUGGUGAGAAAAUGCCUGGAUGUGUCUCGUCGAAGAGCAGAAGGCCUCACAGGAGCUCCGAGCAUCAGCGUCGCCAUCGCAGACAGGAGGGGCACGGGCACACCGCCUCUCCUCCCUGGCGGCCUCACUUCUCCUCCCGCUCCCUCUCUCCAGGAUCUGACUCCAAGAUGUUUUGGGAAAGAGGUCACCAUAGCAACCCCAGGAGUUUCAUUGACUGCUGUUACCCUGACAACAGCAGCAGUAACAGCCCAGUAAGAAAGCGAAAACUCCUCCACAGGGACAGGAAAUCCAUUCAUAGUAAAAGAAAGAACUUGAGGCAUUGUGAGGAGGUGAGGGGAAGGGAAUUAGGACAGGGCUGUGACAGGGCUUUUGUGUGUGACGCAGAGCAGUGGGAGUGGAGGAAUGGGGCAGGUCCUGGGGGCGCUGCACACAUCAGUACAGCAGACGGCUGGAGGUCAGAGCAGAAGUUUGAGGAGUGGCACCAUCCACUCAGGUCCAGUGUUAGUCCCAGCACCUGGGGACACACGGAGGACAGCAGAUUGGACAACAGAGGAGACAGCACAGGGGACAGCACAGGGGGGAGCACAGGCGAGGGCGACUGGGACAGAUGGACCUGUGGCAGCACCGACAGUUGGGACGAUCCUGGCACAUUCAGGUCUGACUCCAGAAGAGACAGCCCAGGAGGAGCUCACUUUUGGGGGAACAGGCCCUCCAGUGCUCGUCACGUGUCCAGUCCUGACUGGUGGCGCAGACAGGCCCACAGUCCCCCCAGUGUGAGCCGGGUGAGCCCCCGCUCCUGCAGCCCCUGCAGCACCACCCUGUCGGAGAUGAGCUGGGAGUGGAGCACCUGCUCUGGGGUCUCUGUGGGCAAGAUGACAGGGAGCUCCAGUAAAAGGCUCACUCCAGCCUCCAUAAACACUUCUCCAGAGACACAGAGUAUCAGCAGCCUCAGCUCAGGCUCCUGUCCCAGUUCUUCCCCUCACAGACCUCCACUGACUGUUCAUAAUGCAAGCACACCUCUGUGUGAACUACGAGAGACCGGCUCUCAUGUGGCCACCUCCCCAGACAUAGACUGUACCUCCAACAAUAUCCUCCCAGGACUUUGUACCACUCAGACUUUGUCCCAAAAAACUGCUAAAACAUUACACCUUCCCCUGAUAGGAAAACGCCCUGCUAUCCAGAGGAAGGCCAGGCUGAAGAGGAAUCUGAUAGACAGGGGUAAGGACAAAGAAGCCGACGAGAUGGAAGAGGCCAAAGUUAUGGGGAUGGAGACAGCAGUAGAACUGAACAAUCAAGACACAGGUCAAGAGCUAAGCACAAGCAGCAGUUUGAAUCUCAGGGCCCAGGACCCGCAGGGGGCAGCAGAGGCAACUCCGCCUGUCAGCUACAGAGCAGACGAGAUGGACAAGUACAGACUGUUGCAGGAGCAGGCCCGAGAGCACAUGCAGAAGGUGCUGGAGCUCAGCCAAGACACAGCAGAGAAAACACCCCACACAAAGUACUCAGAGUGCGGGCGCGCUCAGGAGAGAGGAACAGGAGAGGACCACUACGUACCUGUACACACUGUUCCUCAGCCUCCUGCUCUACAGCACUCGCUACAGUUACCUCUGCCCCUCCCACAUGAAAAUUACUCCUCACCCAUCCCCCUCCCCAUCCCCCCUCUGCCCCCCUCUGCUCCCUCGCCCUCCGCUCCUCCACUGCACCAUCUCUCUCUUCACCACAUACCUCCACCUGGGCCUCCCCCCAUGCACCUGCCUCAGCUGUUCCCCUCUAUCCUGCUGUCCCAUCGACCGCUCCCUCUCCUGCACGCUUCUGUCCCCUUCCACACAGCAGCCCUGUCCUCCCUGUCCUCCCUCUCUCCUCUCGCGCUGCAGCCUCUGGCCCCACAGCACUUUCUGGACAGAACAUGGACGGUCAGGUUCCCGCAGAAGGCUUUAUGACUGGCACA
Messenger RNA from Periophthalmus magnuspinnatus, 3806 nucleotides. RefSeq lists its product as uncharacterized. The coding region runs from base 1 to 3798 and encodes 1265 amino acids. The transcript has 5 exons. NCBI's taxonomy places the organism in Eukaryota, Metazoa, Chordata, Actinopteri, Gobiiformes, Gobiidae. Gene Ontology annotation, cellular component: nucleus. The record is from RefSeq and is a predicted model, not a curated record.